CUCAGACCCUCUCCGAAACAGCCACCCUUCCUCUGCUUCCUGCCAUGGCCCUGGGCUUCAUGGUCCUGCUGCUGGUGGUGACGGUGGGGACAGCUGCCAGGGCUCAACCCGUGCUGACCCAGCCGUCCUCCGUGUUGGUGCUGCCCGGGCAGACCGCCCGGCUGUCCUGCACCCUCAGCCCCCAGUACAAUAUCAGCGAGUUCGGCAUCUCCUGGUACCAGCAGCGCCCGGGGCACUCCCUGAGGUAUCUGCUCUACUACAACUCCGAGCGAGAUAAGCACAAGUCUGCCAAGAUUCCUGACCGCUUCUCUGCUACCAAAGACCUCGCCAGCAAUGCCUGCAUCCUCAUGAUCGCAUCCGCCCGCCAUGAAGACAACGGCAACUAUUACUGCUCCCUGUUACGUGCCUUCAACUGGUUUUAGAAAUGGGGAACAAAAGCUUUCUGCGUUUUCCCUUGCAACCCUGACGCACAGCCCUCAACAGGGAGAAUGGCAGGAAUGGAAAAAGACCCCCUUGCAUGCUUGAGCGAGCCCAGCAGUGCCGCGUUGGGCUGCGAGGUGCAGCAACCUCCUCUUCGUCCCCAAACGUCCCCCACGGAGCAUCAGAGAGCCCGGCACGGAGUGAGAGCUGCCAGGGCUCAGCCCAGGAAGGCAGAGGAGCGGGGAUCGCUCGCCGCAGUGGGAGGAUGGAGAGCUCUGCCCUGGCUGGGCUGUCUGGGGCUCUUGCAGUG
Chroicocephalus ridibundus (black-headed gull) is the source of this 730-nucleotide messenger RNA. It is a transcript of the gene VPREB3, whose product is annotated as V-set pre-B cell surrogate light chain 3. Bases 45 to 422 code for a protein of 125 amino acids. The record is from RefSeq and is a predicted model, not a curated record. The transcript is spliced from 2 exons. NCBI's taxonomy places the organism in Eukaryota, Metazoa, Chordata, Aves, Charadriiformes, Laridae. Gene Ontology annotation, biological process: immunoglobulin production; immune response.